Molecule: messenger RNA, 74 nt
Organism: Plasmodium gaboni
Lineage: Eukaryota; Apicomplexa; Aconoidasida; Haemosporida; Plasmodiidae
Product: exported protein (hyp11)
Exons: 1
Source: RefSeq, a predicted model, not a curated record
AUGUUAACUCUUAUUUUAAAAAUAUUAGUUGUAUCUCUCUUAAUAUGGAAAUUGAGUAACUCCAACAAUACCAG